AUGUUCAAGAACAUCUGGAGAAGACCAGCAAUGCUGCCAGGCCUGCAGACAAGGAGGCAUGAUAGGGCUGAAGCAGAUUGCCCAUUCCCUGCUAAGAGUGGUGAAGAUCAGAUCAGGGAACAUAUUUCGAAUCAUGGAAAGCUGCAGUUUUCAUAUGCCUGCAUUAUUCUAACUUUUUACAAGAACCAGCAAUGCCCCUUUGGUGACCUGAGCAUGACUCACCCUUCAAUGCCUGAAAUAUCAAGGUUGAUCUACACUAAUGCAGGUAAUGCGAUCCUGGCAUUAGUAGCAAAUGGUGGCCUUCUACUUUGGAAAUGGUCGCAAAAUGAAACCAAUUCGAGUGGCAAGGUGACCACAAAGGUUGCCCCUCAACUAUGGCAACCAAGGGGUGGAUUACAAAUGACCAGUGACCUUACCUGCAGUAACUUUGAUGAGGUUUUGCCUUGCUUUGCUUUGUCCAAAAAUGAUUGUUACGUCAUUUCAGCCUCAGGGGCAGCGGUCUCUCUGUUCAACAUGAUGACACUUAAGAAAAUGAAAACUUUCAUGGCUCCACCACCUGCAGCAAGAUGUAUUGCUUUCUACCCCUCAGACAAUAACAUAAUUGCCGUUGGCAUGGAUGAUUCCACAAUUUUGAUAUUUAAUGUCCGUAUGGAUGAGGUUAAAAGUAUCCUAGAGGGUCACCACGACAGAAUAACUGGCCUUGCCUUCUCUAAUUUAGUGAAUGCACUUGUCUCGUGUGGGGCAGAUGCUGAGAUUGUUGUGUGGGAUUCCAUUUGCUGGGAAAAGAAGAAAAGCAGAAUGUUGGAUAUUUCCACCGAGUGGUUCCCAUCAAAACUAUCAGAGACCCAUGUCCAAUUCCACCAUGACCAAACACUAUUCCUUGUUGUACAUGAGACUCGGCUUGCAAUAUAUGAAGCAGAAAAACUACAACGUGUGAAUGAGUGGAUUGUUGGAGACUUUCGUGCACAGAUCUGCCAUGCAACAUUCUCAUGUGAUAGCCAGUUAAUAUUUGCCAGCUUCCUUGAUGGAACAGUUUUGGUAUUCAGUGCAUCAGAUCUCCACACGCGAUGUGAAAUUAAUCCCUCUGCUUACCUUCCAGCUGAUAUCAGUUUUAAUGCAUACCCGCUCGUGAUUGCUGCACAUCCAAAAGAGCCAAAUCAGUUUGCCUUGGGCCUCAUGGAUGGUGGGGUUGUUGUCAUUGAGCCUCUGGAAUCUGAAAGUAAAUGGUAUGCUGCCACAAGUUGA
This is a messenger RNA of Ilex paraguariensis (yerba mate), 1245 nucleotides long. The record is from the annotation of a GenBank genome assembly. Lineage: Eukaryota; Viridiplantae; Streptophyta; Magnoliopsida; Aquifoliales; Aquifoliaceae.